AUGUCGGAUCGAGCAAUCGCGUCUCGGCCAAGCUUCGAACAGGUAGUGGCUAUAGUGGACUUUAUGGAAAAGCAUCCAGCACUAGCCCUUGGUCAAAUGAGAGGACUCGAAGGAAGGGAUGAGAGUAAAAGGCUGUGGUUCCAGCUGACAAGAAUUGUCAAUAGUAUUAAUGGGCCUACUAGACCUAUGAAAUCAUGGAUUAAGUAUUGGGCAGAUAAAAAGUCUACUGUAAGGUCUAAGGUCCUUUCUGUUGGUGACCCUAACUGCUUGUGUUCAAAUAUAGAGAAGAAAAUAUAUGAUUUGUUUCUUACCCGGGCCAGCAUUGUUAAGCAGAAGAAUGCUGCAGCAGAAUCUGUAAAGCAAGAGUCUCAUUUUCUAGAAGAACCAUUCAUUGAUGAAAACAGUAUGGAUCAGAAUCAUGUGGAGGCAGAGCCGGUGCUGGCUUUCGAAGACCCAUUCGCCAAUGUUGAGAAUAGGCAGAUUGCAAUUAUGGAGAAACUGGUGAAAGUGAUGACUGACCAAGCAUCUGCUUUGACGCAGCUUGCCCAAGCGUCACAUGCUAAUUCACAAGCCAUGGAACGACUGGCUGAGGCCUCACAAAUUCAGGCACGAGCGUUGGACCGGUUGGCUACAACGUUUGAGUCCAUCGGCGCGGCGACGCACGACGCGAGGAGUGCUAUUAUAGACAUCGAUACAACCAUGAAACGGUUUUAUACAAACUCUCCCACUUAG
Molecule: messenger RNA, 732 nt
Organism: Diatraea saccharalis (sugarcane borer)
Lineage: Eukaryota; Metazoa; Arthropoda; Insecta; Lepidoptera; Crambidae
Source: the annotation of a GenBank genome assembly